UUUUCGACAGUCGGUAGCACAACCCUAGAAAUGGCUUCCAGCAGUACACAGUCUAGUUCCACAACAGAAUCAGGCGCAACGACAACUACUACUGAUGCUAGCACAACAACUGCACAAUCUACAAGCGCAGUUGAAAGUUCAACUGAAAGCACCACAACUGAAGCCAGUAUGUCUACAUCCGCAGGUACAUCAACAUCUACAAAUACGGAAUCUUCGACAGAGGGCACCACAACAGUAGAAAUGACUUCUACCAGUACACAGGCAAGCUUUACAACAGAAUCAAGCGCAACAACAACUUCUUCUACUGAUGCUGCCACAACAAAUGCACAAUCCACAAACCCAGUAGAGACUACGACUGAAGCCGUCACAGGUGAAGCCAGUACAUCUACAUCCGCAGCGACACCAACAUCUACAAUUCCAGAAACAACUAGCACAACAGUAGAAACCAUGGGGUCGUCGACAGUGAGUAGCACAACUGCUGCAGAAAUCACUUCCACGAGUACACAGUCUAUCUCCACAACAGAAACAGGUGCAACAGCAUCCACAACUGAUGCUAGCACAACCGCUGCUGAAUCUACAAGCGCACUUGAGACUACGACUGAAGGCACCACACCUGAAGCUAGCACAUCUACAACCGCAGCAGCACCAACAUCUACAAUUCAAGACACAACUAGCACAACAGUUGAAACCACGGAGUCCUCAACAGUGGGCGGCACAACUGCAGAAAUGGAUUCCACAAGUACACAGUUUAUCUCCACAACAGAAUCGGGCACAACAACAACCCUAACUGAUGGUAGCACAACAUCGCCUGAAUCUACAAGCACGGUUGAGUCUACAACUGAAACCAUUACAACUGAAACCGGUAUAUCUACAUCCGCACACACGCCAACAUCAACAACUGCAGAGAUGGCUAGCACAACAGUAGAAACUACGGAAUCGUCGACAGUCAGCAUCUCAACUGCUGAACCCACGUCCAUCAGUUCACAGGCUAGCACAGCAACACAGGCAGGCACAACAACCAGUACUGACACUAGCACCUCAGCUGCAGAUACUUCAAGCACAGCAGAGACUACAUCAGAAUCAAUCACAUCUGAACCCACUACAUCUACUUCUGGAUCCACAACUGCAUCAGCAAUUGUUGAUACAACGACUUCUACUGAAGGUACAACCGAGUUUUCGACAGUCGGUAGCACAACCCUAGAAAUGGCUUCCAGCAGUACACAGCCUAGUUCCACAACAGAAUCAGGCGCAACGACAACUACUACUGAUGCUAGCACAACAACUGCACAAUCUACAAGCGCAGUUGAAAGUUCACCCGAAAGCACCACAACUGAAGCCAGUAUGUCUACAUCCGCAGGUACAUCAACAUCUACAAAUACGGAAUCUUCGACAGAGGGCACCACAACAGUAGAAAUGACUUCUACCAGUACACAGGCAAGCUUUACAACAGAAUCAAGCGCAACAACAACUUCUUCUACUGAUGCUGCCACAACAAAUGCACAAUCCACAAACCCAGUAGAGACUACGACUGAAGCCGUCACAGGUGAAGCCAGUACAUCUACAUCCGCAGCGACACCAACAUCUACAAUUCCAGAAACAACUAGCACAACAGUAGAAACCAUGGGGUCGUCGACAGUGAGUAGCACAACUGCUGCAGAAAUCACUUCCACGAGUACACAGUCUAUCUCCACAACAGAAACAGGUGCAACAGCAUCCACAACUGAUGCUAGCACAACCGCUGCUGAAUCUACAAGCGCACUUGAGACUACGACUGAAGGCACCACACCUGAAGCUAGCACAUCUACAACCGCAGCAGCACCAACAUCUACAAUUCAAGACACAACUAGCACAACAGUUGAAACCACGGAGUCCUCAACAGUGGGCGGCACAACUGCAGAAAUGGAUUCCACAAGUACACAGUUUAUCUCCACAACAGAAUCGGGCACAACAACAACCCUAACUGAUGGUAGCACAACAUCGCCUGAAUCUACAAGCACGGUUGAGUCUACAACUGAAACCAUUACAACUGAAACCGGUAUAUCUACAUCCGCACACACGCCAACAUCAACAACUGCAGAGAUGGCUAGCACAACAGUAGAAACUACGGAAUCGUCGACAGUCAGCAUCUCAACUGCUGAACCCACGUCCAUCAGUUCACAGGCUAGCACAGCAACACAGGCAGGCACAACAACCAGUACUGACACUAGCACCUCAGCUGCAGAUACUUCAAGCACAGCAGAGACUACAUCAGAAUCAAUCACAUCUGAACCCACUACAUCUACUUCUGGAUCCACAACUGCAUCAGCAAUUGUUGAUACAACGACUUCUACUGAAGGUACAACCGAGUUUUCGACAGUCGGUAGCACAACCCUAGAAAUGGCUUCCAGCAGUACACAGUCUAGUUCCACAACAGAAUCAGGCGCAACGACAACUACUACUGAUGCUAGCACAACAACUGCACAAUCUACAAGCGCAGUUGAAAGUUCAACUGAAAGCACCACAACUGAAGCCAGUAUGUCUACAUCCGCAGGUACAUCAACAUCUACAAAUACGGAAUCUUCGACAGAGGGCACCACAACAGUAGAAAUGACUUCUACCAGUACACAGGCAAGCUUUACAACAGAAUCAAGCGCAACAACAACUUCUUCUACUGAUGCUGCCACAACAAAUGCACAAUCCACAAACCCAGUAGAGACUAUGACUGAAGCCGUCACAGGUGAAGCCAGUACAUCUACAUCCGCAGCGACACCAACAUCUACAAUUCCAGAAACAACUAGCACAACAGUAGAAACCAUGGGGUCGUCGACAGUGAGUAGCACAACUGCUGCAGAAAUCACUUCCACGAGUACACAGUCUAUCUCCACAACAGAAACAGGUGCAACAGCAUCCACAACUGAUGCUAGCACAACCGCUGCUGAAUCUACAAGCGCACUUGAGACUACGACUGAAGGCACCACACCUGAAGCUAGCACAUCUACAACCGCAGCAGCACCAACAUCUACAAUUCAAGACACAACUAGCACAACAGUUGAAACUACGGAGUCCUCAACAGUGGGCGGUACAACUGCAGAAAUGGCUUCCACAAGUACACAGUUUAUCUCCACAACAGAAUCGGGCACAACAACAACCCUAACUGAUGGUAGCACAACAUCGCCUGAAUCUGCAAGCACGGUUGAGUCUACAACUGAAACCAUUACAACUGGAACCGGUAUAUCUACAUCUGCACACACGCCAACAUCAACAACUGCAGAGAUGGCUAGCACAACAGUAGAAACUACGGAAUCGUCAACAGUCAGCAUCACAACUGCUGAACCCACGUCCAUCAGUUCACAGGCUAGCACAGCAACACAGGCAGGCACAACAACAACCAGUACUGACGCUAGCACCUCAGCUGCAGAUACUUCAAGCACAGCAGAGACUACAUCAGAAUCAAUCACAUCUGAACCCACUACAUCUACUUCUGGAUCCACAACUGCAUCAGCAAUUGUUGAUACAACGACUUCUACUGAAGGUACAACCGAGUUUUCGACAGUCGGUAGCACAACCCUAGAAAUGGCUUCCAGCAGUACACAGUCUAGUUCCACAACAGAAUCAGGCGCAACGACAACUACUACUGAUGCUAGCACAACAACUGCACAAUCUACAAGCGCAGUUGAAAGUUCACCCGAAAGCACCACAACUGAAGCCAGUAUGUCUACAUCCGCAGGUACAUCAACAUCUACAAAUACGGAAUCUUCGACAGAGGGCACCACAACAGUAGAAAUGACUUCUACCAGUACACAGGCAAGCUUUACAACAGAAUCAAGCGCAACAACAACUUCUUCUACUGAUGCUGCCACAACAAAUGCACAAUCCACAAACCCAGUAGAGACUACGACUGAAGCCGUCACAGGUGAAGCCAGUACAUCUACAUCCGCAGCGACACCAACAUCUACAAUUCCAGAAACAACUAGCACAACAGUAGAAACCAUGGGGUCGUCGACAGUGAGUAGCACAACUGCUGCAGAAAUCACUUCCACGAGUACACAGUCUAUCUCCACAACAGAAACAGGUGCAACAGCAUCCACAACUGAUGCUAGCACAACCGCUGCUGAAUCUACAAGCGCACUUGAGACUACGACUGAAGGCACCACACCUGAAGCUAGCACAUCUACAACCGCAGCAGCACCAACAUCUACAAUUCAAGACACAACUAGCACAACAGUUGAAACCACGGAGUCCUCAACAGUGGGCGGCACAACUGCAGAAAUGGAUUCCACAAGUACACAGUUUAUCUCCACAACAGAAUCGGGCACAACAACAACCCUAACUGAUGGUAGCACAACAUCGCCUGAAUCUACAAGCACGGUUGAGUCUACAACUGAAACCAUUACAACUGAAACCGGUAUAUCUACAUCCGCACACACGCCAACAUCAACAACUGCAGAGAUGGCUAGCACAACAGUAGAAACUACGGAAUCGUCGACAGUCAGCAUCUCAACUGCUGAACCCACGUCCAUCAGUUCACAGGCUAGCACAGCAACACAGGCAGGCACAACAACCAGUACUGACACUAGCACCUCAGCUGCAGAUACUUCAAGCACAGCAGAGACUACAUCAGAAUCAAUCACAUCUGAACCCACUACAUCUACUUCUGGAUCCACAACUGCAUCAGCAAUUGUUGAUACAACGACUUCUACUGAAGGUACAACCGAGUUUUCGACAGUCGGUAGCACAACCCUAGAAAUGGCUUCCAGCAGUACACAGCCUAGUUCCACAACAGAAUCAGGCGCAACGACAACUACUACUGAUGCUAGCACAACAACUGCACAAUCUACAAGCGCAGUUGAAAGUUCACCCGAAAGCACCACAACUGAAGCCAGUAUGUCUACAUCCGCAGGUACAUCAACAUCUACAAAUACGGAAUCUUCGACAGAGGGCACCACAACAGUAGAAAUGACUUCUACCAGUACACAGGCAAGCUUUACAACAGAAUCAAGCGCAACAACAACUUCUUCUACUGAUGCUGCCACAACAAAUGCACAAUCCACAAACCCAGUAGAGACUACGACUGAAGCCGUCACAGGUGAAGCCAGUACAUCUACAUCCGCAGCGACACCAACAUCUACAAUUCCAGAAACAACUAGCACAACAGUAGAAACCAUGGGGUCGUCGACAGUGAGUAGCACAACUGCUGCAGAAAUCACUUCCACGAGUACACAGUCUAUCUCCACAACAGAAACAGGUGCAACAGCAUCCACAACUGAUGCUAGCACAACCGCUGCUGAAUCUACAAGCGCACUUGAGACUACGACUGAAGGCACCACACCUGAAGCUAGCACAUCUACAACCGCAGCAGCACCAACAUCUACAAUUCAAGACACAACUAGCACAACAGUUGAAACCACGGAGUCCUCAACAGUGGGCGGCACAACUGCAGAAAUGGAUUCCACAAGUACACAGUUUAUCUCCACAACAGAAUCGGGCACAACAACAACCCUAACUGAUGGUAGCACAACAUCGCCUGAAUCUACAAGCACGGUUGAGUCUACAACUGAAACCAUUACAACUGAAACCGGUAUAUCUACAUCCGCACACACGCCAACAUCAACAACUGCAGAGAUGGCUAGCACAACAGUAGAAACUACGGAAUCGUCGACAGUCAGCAUCUCAACUGCUGAACCCACGUCCAUCAGUUCACAGGCUAGCACAGCAACACAGGCAGGCACAACAACCAGUACUGACACUAGCACCUCAGCUGCAGAUACUUCAAGCACAGCAGAGACUACAUCAGAAUCAAUCACAUCUGAACCCACUACAUCUACUUCUGGAUCCACAACUGCAUCAGCAAUUGUUGAUACAACGACUUCUACUGAAGGUACAACCGAGUUUUCGACAGUCGGUAGCACAACCCUAGAAAUGGCUUCCAGCAGUACACAGUCUAGUUCCACAACAGAAUCAGGCGCAACGACAACUACUACUGAUGCUAGCACAACAACUGCACAAUCUACAAGCGCAGUUGAAAGUUCAACUGAAAGCACCACAACUGAAGCCAGUAUGUCUACAUCCGCAGGUACAUCAACAUCUACAAAUACGGAAUCUUCGACAGAGGGCACCACAACAGUAGAAAUGACUUCUACCAGUACACAGGCAAGCUUUACAACAGAAUCAAGCGCAACAACAACUUCUUCUACUGAUGCUGCCACAACAAAUGCACAAUCCACAAACCCAGUAGAGACUAUGACUGAAGCCGUCACAGGUGAAGCCAGUACAUCUACAUCCGCAGCGACACCAACAUCUACAAUUCCAGAAACAACUAGCACAACAGUAGAAACCAUGGGGUCGUCGACAGUGAGUAGCACAACUGCUGCAGAAAUCACUUCCACGAGUACACAGUCUAUCUCCACAACAGAAACAGGUGCAACAGCAUCCACAACUGAUGCUAGCACAACCGCUGCUGAAUCUACAAGCGCACUUGAGACUACGACUGAAGGCACCACACCUGAAGCUAGCACAUCUACAACCGCAGCAGCACCAACAUCUACAAUUCAAGACACAACUAGCACAACAGUUGAAACUACGGAGUCCUCAACAGUGGGCGGUACAACUGCAGAAAUGGCUUCCACAAGUACACAGUUUAUCUCCACAACAGAAUCGGGCACAACAACAACCCUAACUGAUGGUAGCACAACAUCGCCUGAAUCUGCAAGCACGGUUGAGUCUACAACUGAAACCAUUACAACUGGAACCGGUAUAUCUACAUCUGCACACACGCCAACAUCAACAACUGCAGAGAUGGCUAGCACAACAGUAGAAACUACGGAAUCGUCAACAGUCAGCAUCACAACUGCUGAACCCACGUCCAUCAGUUCACAGGCUAGCACAGCAACACAGGCAGGCACAACAACAACCAGUACUGACGCUAGCACCUCAGCUGCAGAUACUUCAAGCACAGCAGAGACUACAUCAGAAUCAAUCACAUCUGAACCCACUACAUCUACUUCUGGAUCCACAACUGCAUCAGCAAUUGUUGAUACAACGACUUCUACUGAAGGUACAACCGAGUUUUCGACAGUCGGUAGCACAACCCUAGAAAUGGCUUCCAGCAGUACACAGUCUAGUUCCACAACAGAAUCAGGCGCAACGACAACUACUACUGAUGCUAGCACAACAACUGCACAAUCUACAAGCGCAGUUGAAAGUUCACCCGAAAGCACCACAACUGAAGCCAGUAUGUCUACAUCCGCAGGUACAUCAACAUCUACAAAUACGGAAUCUUCGACAGAGGGCACCACAACAGUAGAAAUGACUUCUACCAGUACACAGGCAAGCUUUACAACAGAAUCAAGCGCAACAACAACUUCUUCUACUGAUGCUGCCACAACAAAUGCACAAUCCACAAACCCAGUAGAGACUACGACUGAAGCCGUCACAGGUGAAGCCAGUACAUCUACAUCCGCAGCGACACCAACAUCUACAAUUCCAGAAACAACUAGCACAACAGUAGAAACCAUGGGGUCGUCGACAGUGAGUAGCACAACUGCUGCAGAAAUCACUUCCACGAGUACACAGUCUAUCUCCACAACAGAAACAGGUGCAACAGCAUCCACAACUGAUGCUAGCACAACCGCUGCUGAAUCUACAAGCGCACUUGAGACUACGACUGAAGGCACCACACCUGAAGCUAGCACAUCUACAACCGCAGCAGCACCAACAUCUACAAUUCAAGACACAACUAGCACAACAGUUGAAACCACGGAGUCCUCAACAGUGGGCGGCACAACUGCAGAAAUGGAUUCCACAAGUACACAGUUUAUCUCCACAACAGAAUCGGGCACAACAACAACCCUAACUGAUGGUAGCACAACAUCGCCUGAAUCUACAAGCACGGUUGAGUCUACAACUGAAACCAUUACAACUGAAACCGGUAUAUCUACAUCCGCACACACGCCAACAUCAACAACUGCAGAGAUGGCUAGCACAACAGUAGAAACUACGGAAUCGUCGACAGUCAGCAUCUCAACUGCUGAACCCACGUCCAUCAGUUCACAGGCUAGCACAGCAACACAGGCAGGCACAACAACCAGUACUGACACUAGCACCUCAGCUGCAGAUACUUCAAGCACAGCAGAGACUACAUCAGAAUCAAUCACAUCUGAACCCACUACAUCUACUUCUGGAUCCACAACUGCAUCAGCAAUUGUUGAUACAACGACUUCUACUGAAGGCAAGUUGUCUUUUCCUCUUGUAUUAGGUGAUGUCUUUCAUAUCAAAAGGGUGUGUGGUAUUAGUGACAAAUGCAAAAAGAUUUAA
Molecule: messenger RNA, 8292 nt
Organism: Ostrea edulis (European flat oyster)
Lineage: Eukaryota; Metazoa; Mollusca; Bivalvia; Ostreida; Ostreidae
Product: serine-rich adhesin for platelets-like
Exons: 7
Coding region: 31-8292 (2753 amino acids)
Source: RefSeq, a predicted model, not a curated record